ACGGAGUAAUAGCGAAGAAGAAGCAGAACCAAUUUGACGCAAAACUUCACGAAUCCUCUUCUUCCUUCCGCCACUUCCUCUGAUUCGAGCUUAAUUGCCUCACUUUGAGUAAUCGUAAUUGCUCGACAGAUUCAAAUUGAGUCAGGAGAGAGAGAGAGAGAGAUGAUGAAUGAUGAAUCAGUGAAGCAGAUCACUAAAGCAGAGGCCGAAUAUGUUCUGAUGGAUCUUGGCGAUGUUGCGAGGCACAUUGACAUUCCAUCAAACGCUUCAUAUAUUUUAUCAGGAAUGGAUACUUUGAAUCCGGUAUUGACCAUUGAUGGGAAAUUCAAGCUGGUUGGAGAAUAUACAGAGACAAUUGGUACAUGCCUUGCUUUCUCUGAAAAGGAAGUUUCAGUGGGUGAAAACCAGAAGCCGCAGAAGAUUACCGAGACUGUUGGCAAACUCCACAAGAUUCUUAAGUUUCGGUUAGCAGCAUUCGAUAACGAGGAUGGAGAAACAAAGGCAACAAAUUCACUCAAAGAUUCUUCUGUUGAAGUCUUUGGAGACCAGAGUUUGUAGUCUAUAUGACACAAAGAACUGGUACUGGAUUACACAGCAACAAAAUCAAAAUCUUUCACACAAAGGAGACAAGCAAGCACACUCGUUUUUCAUCUCAAGAAUAAUUAAAUCUCUUCCGGGAUAUAUAAUCUGGUGUUUACUUCAGACAAAUGUUGCAAACAUCAAAGAUAUGUUGAUGUUAAUGUUGUUGAAUCUACUGAUCUGGAAGUUUAUCUUUCAGGUAGUUCAAGACUGCUUUUGUUCCUCUUUCUAGAAUUGGCCUCCUGAUGCUGUUUUAAGAAUGU
Eutrema salsugineum is the source of this 842-nucleotide messenger RNA. RefSeq lists its product as uncharacterized. The record is from RefSeq and is a predicted model, not a curated record. Gene Ontology annotation, biological process: transcription by RNA polymerase III. Gene Ontology annotation, cellular component: transcription factor TFIIIC complex. NCBI's taxonomy places the organism in Eukaryota, Viridiplantae, Streptophyta, Magnoliopsida, Brassicales, Brassicaceae. The transcript is spliced from 5 exons. Bases 163 to 558 code for a protein of 131 amino acids.